GAAACGUGUGAUAACCGAUAUUAUUACAUACCAGUAGAUAACAGUAUUACAUACCAGCACAUAAUUGUAAUACAUACCAUAACCUUUGGAUAACUGUAUACCAGUGGACAAUGGUAUUACAUAUAAGAGGAUAAAUGUAUUUCACACCUGUAGAAACUGUAUUAUUUACCAGUGGAUAACUGUAUUACAUACCAUAACCAUUGGAUAACUAUAUACCAAUAGAUAACUGUAUUACAUACCAGUGGAUAACUCAGUAUUACAUAUCAGCAGAUAACGAUUACUCAUCCAUAAUGGAAAGAACAACCUUGGUGCUGUUUUUUCUUGCUGUAUGUUUCAUGAAUGUGAAAGGAUUAUUGGUAAACCAAUCAUGGGCUGAAGAGCUACAUGAGAUCAAAUACAACAAAACAAGUGAAAACUCUGUGCUCCAAAAUCAUCAGUGUCAGGAGUGCAACUGUAGCUUGGAAAUUGCAGACUGUAGUGCUAGGAACAUAGAUUCGCUACCUUUGGAUCUCCCAGGAAAUAUAACAAUGCUGAAUUUAUCGAGAAAUGAUAUCAAAAACCUAACCAACUUUUUCAUCGGUAGAGAUUAUAAAGACUUACAGAGUUUGGACAUAACAUACAACUCCCCAGUGUUGCAUCUGCAUGAAAAUGUAUUUGAAGGACUUGACAAACUGCAGAAACUUUACAUUGGAAAAUUUGCAAUUGUACAUCCUCUUGUAUUCAAACCUUUAAAGGAGAUACGAAUCAUUGAGGUGAAAGGAGAUGGUAGCCGCCUGUCAAUUUUUUCUGUUGCAAGAGAUGCUUGGCUCAGAGCACUUAGAGGACUACAAAAUUCAACCAUUGAGAAAAUAACUUACGAACACAUAUCAUCAAUACCAUUUAUAUUAAGAAAAAAACAUUUCAAAUAUUUUACAAAUUGCCAAUUAAAAGAAUUAUAUUUACCCCAUAAUAUGAUAUCUGCAAUAGAAUCAGGCUUUCUAAACUAUCUCCCAAUGCUGGAAAUACUAGAUUUAUCCAGAAACAUGAUAGCCACACUCAUUCCUGUUUCAGUUACUUUUAAUAUGAUUCAGUUAUUUAAAAUGACUCAUUUGAGGGUAUUAAGGUUAGAUGAUAUGAACAAUAGGGUUGUUAAAGACCUUAACCGUCCUCAUAUCGAAAAAUGUGUAGAUACAGAAUGGCCCUUACCAAUGGGACUUGAGGAACUCAAUUUUAAGUGGGCUUCAUUUGAUGAUCAACCAGCAUCAUUUCCCUGUGAACUUAAGGUCCAACCAGAAAACAAGCUAAAGGUUCUUAAUGCUGCUUACACAAAUGCUGUGAUCUACUUUGGGGGUCCUUUGAAAGGAUUGGUAAAUCUACAGCAUUUAAUUUACAACAACAAUGAUUGUAAAAUUGAACCUGAUUUUUUCACAUGUGCAAGUGGCUAUUUUGAAAGUUUACAAGUUCUAGAUUUAGCCUACAACAAAGUCUUAUUGACGAAAUCAAGCUUGAAUUUUUCUCUCUUUGAGAACUGUUCCAAGUUGGUACAUUUAGACCUAUCAUACAAUAACUUGGCAGACAUUCCUUCUGAUAUGCUAAAGGACGCAUCUUCCAUAGAGACUGUGAACCUAAGUGGAAACAAGCUGGUCAAAUUUAAUUUAGACUUAAAUGCACAAAUCUCCCUGGAAUUGCUGAACUUAUCAAAUAACAAACUUCAUGGCCUCAUUGAAGCUGCCAGAAAUAGUAUUGCCAAUUCUGAUGAGAGAUCCAAUGGCAGCCUCACCAUUGACCUUAAUGGCAACCCAUUGAUGUGCACCUGCGAUGCAUUCCCAUUCAUAAAUUGGAUAAAGGAUCACAUGGACGUCAUCUUUCAAGGGUCUGAUCUAGAAUGUCAGUAUAUAAAUGGGUCACAGAUAAAGUUCACACACUUGGAUGUAUCUCACAUGAAGAUUGCGUGUUUGAAGAGUGCUUUUAUAGCAUCUGGGAUAUCAGUGGCAUUCGUUCUGUUGAUCGUUGGAGUUGUUAUUUAUGGAUAUAAGCGAAGGUAUAAGAUUAUUUACAUAGCUUUACAUCUAAGGGCAGCGUUGAGGCGUAACAACUUGCCAGGCAUAGACUAUGACUUUGAUGGUUUCCUAAGCUACAGUUCUUUGGAUAAAACCUGGGCUAUUAAUAACAUCUAUGGUCAGUUAGCUGGUCAGUAUGGAUAUAACAUUUGCGUAGAUGACCGCAACUUCAGACCUGGCACAUAUUUAUCUGAUAUUAUCGUUGAGAGUAUUAGCAAGAGCAACAAAAUCAUACUGGUUAUCAGCCAGAACUUCCUAAGAAGUGGCUGGUGUAAAUUUGAAAUGAAUCUUGCAAGGGGUGAGCUGGCCACAAGAGGACGCGACUGCUUGAUCUUGAUUCUCAAAGAGCCAAAAGAGUUGCUUCCCCAAGAGCUGAUCACACCAACACUGCGCUCUCUACUAGAUACAAGGGUGUACCUGGUGUGGAGUGAAGAAGAGGACAGAAAAUUGCUGUUCUGGAGGAAGCUGCAGGAUGCUCUAGGGGAACCUAGAUUUAAGGGAGAAGAAGAUACUCCCUUUCUCUAUCAGAACAAUGAUGGAGAUGAGGAGAUGCUUCAAAACCUCAUAUGA
Molecule: messenger RNA, 2609 nt
Organism: Owenia fusiformis
Lineage: Eukaryota; Metazoa; Annelida; Polychaeta; Sabellida; Oweniidae
Source: the annotation of a GenBank genome assembly